UUGUUUAUUAGCCCUCUUUGUUCCCGAAACGCUCCGGCGAGGCACCUCCGGCCACAGGAGCGGCGGCGCGGAGCCUCCCCCCGCGGCCCCUCACGGCGGGGCCGGGCUCACGUCAGCCGCCGCCGCAGCCUCUCCGCGGGCCCGUCCGUGCUGCAUCAUCCCGCCUCCCGCCCGCCCUGCCCGGCAGCGUGUGCGCCGCCAGCCGCCGCCCGAGCCUGUCCCCGCUCCGGGGCCGCCGGGACACCGGGAACAACCACCCGGGCGAGGCUGAAACAGCACCCGAGCGAACGAGCAGCCGGGACAGGGCGAACCCGCGCCCGGGCGAGGAGUGAACCCGCUACCGGGCGCGCCCCCCGCCCGCCUUCCCUCCUCCCUCCCUUCCUUCCCCUCCCUCCCCUCUUCCUUCCCCUCCCUCCCCGUCCCUUCCUCUCUCCGCCUGGUGCCGCCACCGCCGAGGAGGAGGAGGAGGAACAUGGCGAAAGCGGAGCAGGUCCUCAGCCUCGAACCGCAGCACGAGCUCAAAUUCAAAGGUCCUUUCACAGAUGUGGUCACUACAAACCUGAAGCUCGGCAACCCCACGGACAGAAAUGUGUGCUUCAAAGUUAAGACCACAGCACCACGUAGAUACUGUGUAAGGCCCAACAGUGGAAUUAUCGAUGCAGGAACAUCAAUUAAUGUUUCUGUGAUGCUACAGCCUUUUGACUAUGACCCUAAUGAGAAAAGUAAACACAAGUUUAUGGUUCAGUCUAUGUUUGCUCCAGCUGAUACUUCAGAUAUGGAAGCAGUAUGGAAAGAAGCAAAACCGGAAGAACUCAUGGAUUCGAAACUUAGGUGUGUGUUUGAGCUACCAGCAGAGAAUGAUAAGCCUGCACGUGUCAGGUGUGCACAGACAAUUUUACCUGAUUGUCCUCCUAUGUAUCAGAUUUACCCCUUUCCUGAAAAAGAAGCUUCCAUCUUAAAGGAGCUAUCUAGAAUUGAGCUGAUGUCUUACAGUAACGUCCCAGAUAGGAAGAAGAUGGACUGCGGAUGAGGAAGGUACCCCAGACAAACAGCCCAAUAUCUCCUUCUGCAGCUGCUGUCAAGGACGAAGGGCUCAGCUCCAGACUACUUGCUUUGGUGGUUUUGUUCUUUGUCUUUGGUGUAAUUAUAGGAAAAAUAGCCUUGUAGAGGCAGCAUGCUGGAAAUUGUAAAUUGGUUUGAUGGUUCUGCCAUAUCAUUGGAUUAAAUUUAUUCAUAACAAUGUUUAAAAAAAAAAAUUAAUGUAUGACAUCUCACAGGUCUUGCCUUUAAAUUACCCCUGCACAAAUACUAUGUAACAUAAUCUAGAAAGUUCAAAAUGUACGGUGAGGGAAUGAAUGAAAGAGAAUAUGCUUCAAUGAUGAAGGGGGGAGAAAAUCCUGAUUUAACACUACAAUGGAAUAUUGUAUAUGUCAUUUUAAACAUUCUUAGACCCUGGUACAUGUUGCUGGAUUACCUCUUUUUAAAAAAAAAAAAGAAAAAAAAAAGGAAAACUAGAAAAACCUCUUCCUCCACUGCUGGAGCUGGCCCUAGGGAUGUUUGGAGCUGGGUUAGGCAGGAGGUGUUGAUAACUUCUGUAAAAUACAUUAAUCCACCAUUCUGCUCAUGAAUUUAACAGUUUCUGUCAGUGUCUUCAACUCUGUGCAAGUUACCAAUUUCUUGGCACUUAAAUGAGGAGUGAGGAGCUGCAAAGAUUUGUCUGUGGCAGCACUGAGGGAGCUGGGCAGCACCGAGGGGCUCGUCCACAAUAGAGGUCAAUGCCUUGUUCUCACCAAGGGACCAAGCUACAUUGCUGUUGGUUCAUUUAGUUGAAUUAAAAUGUUAUUCAGAGAUGUUUAAUGCAUAUUUGACUUAUUUAAUGUAUUUCAUCUCAUGUUUCCUUAUUAUCACGCAAUUGACUAAUUCUUUGUGGUAUGAAAGGCGCCUGUUCAAAGCCAGUGACAAGAACUAAAAUUUUGCUGCUGUAGUGGUGCAAGAUUCUUCUGCCUCCUGGUGUUUUGGGCACUACACCAUUGUUGGGAGUUUUGAUCAUCUGAGCAUUGGGGAAACAGUGGUCAGAAACUGUUUUUGUAUGUAAAUAAGUCUAUUUAGGGGAGAAACAAAAAUAUCAGUAGUAAAUAGUCCUAUGCCGUAAAAAGACCAAUCUUGUUUGACUAUGUAGCAUCUUAAAAAAGAAAAAAGAAAAAAAGAAAGAAAAGAAAAAUUAAAUAAAGCCCCCAAAUUCAUGUUUCCUUUGUUACUUUUGUCCUGUUCUCACAGUUUUAGAGGUGGGGAGGAAACAGUGUUCUCUUGUCAGCUUUGUUCAUGGCAUAAGGAAACUUGCAGUCUGAUUUCAGGGUGGAUUUCUUUUUUUCCAGACUAAUUAUAAUAUCAAAGCAAACCACCCCAUCGUGAGCCUGACACACAAAAGUUGUUCAGAGUCACCAUGCUGAGGUACAAGGUAACAUCCCACUUUCCAGGUUGGUUGGGUUCAGGAGCUCAGACACUUGACAGCACCUUUAGAAUAAGGAGAUUUUGGUUCUAAGCUUCCUUUUACCACGAGGUGUAUAAACAAACUCAGCGUGUUUUAACAUGAUGGGUUCAGUAGAUUAAACCGUUUUUGAGCAGGUAAAUUCACAUCUGUUCUCAAAUGGUAAACCCAAAAACAUUCAGUGGCAAAAUUCGUUGUAGCAUAUUACAAGAUGAAGCUGAGUCUUUUGCAGAUGACUUCUGUCAUUCCUUCCCUGUUGCUGGGAUUCUGUGAGAGCUGUGGGGGCUGCAGCCUGACCUUUGUUUGUCCCACUUGUGUCUCAAGGGCUUCCUCCUCUGCAAGUGCAAAUAAGUGACAUUUUAUGUAAGGCUUAAGGAGAAAAAUAGGUGGGAAAAAACCUUGUGAUCGGUGUGUUCAUCUUACGAACGUGAAUCUGGAAGUAUUUCUAGGAGAUUCAAUAGAAAGGAGAGGUGUAUUUUUAGCAUUUUGAAGUGCUGGUGCCUUGUCUGCUCAGAGGGAAGGGACAGAGCCACUGCAGCCUGGCUGCAGGUGGGAGAUGAGCUGGAGAGGACAAAGCAGGGAGUUUGUGGGACAAAUUGGGCAGAAUUGAUAAAGAAGAUUCUGCCUGGGCAGUAGAAGCUGAAGAAAACUUUCUAAUGAAGCAUUCUUUUCAGAAAGGCAAGGUUAUGAGUAAUAGUGCAACAUUGAUUUUCAUGGCUUUGAAGAAUAUAUUUGAGAAAACCUUUGCUGAAGGGAGACUGAGAUAUGAAGUAGAUUUUUUUUUAAGUGGCUGUAAAUAUCUUGUUCUCUUAUCAGAAUUUCUGAUUCACUUUGAAAAAAAAAAGUUUUUUUGAGAGUCCAUUGUUCUGCUCUAAAACAGCCUAAAAAAGGUUGGUUUAAAAAAAAAUAAAUCACUGUCUGCAGGAUAAAGGGAGAGGAUUGAAGGUUUAACCUGGUCUCCUGUGAGGGUAGCUGGAGUAAAGUUCCAGGCAGGUUUUACACCCAGAGGAAGCUACCACAGCUGCCUUUGCUGGGCAAAGCCAGCAGCAGCUCUGUGCUCAGCAGUGACUUCCUGGUGAUCUGUGCCAGCCUGGAACUGGAGAAGGUUCAUGGGCAAAGCUGUUCCUGGUGUUUGCACUCCAGGAGCACAGAGAGGUCCCAGAAAACCUUCUCAUGCUUUUCCAGACCCUUCAGACACUGAGCCAGGAGACCAGGAGAGGAUUUCAGUGUAACCUGCAGCUGGGUCACCCACACCAUCAGUCCUAACAAUCAAAUUGACUGCUUGUAUUUUGGAAUUUAACAAAAUCCUGAGGUUUUCCCUCACCGUUUUUCACAAGAGCCUGAACACAGUAGCCCUGAAUUGUCUGGGUAAUGCUUUGCUUUGCUGAGCUUGAAAUAAAGUCACUGAUCAGGGGAAUUCUCAGUCCCUGUUUGACCAAACCCUUCUUUCAUAGACAGUAGAGAGAAAUCUUAAGGAUUUUUUUUCUUCCAAGGUUCCUAAAAGGCCAGUUUGUAGAUAGAGUGCAAAUAUAGAUUGGAUGGAUAUUCCUAAGCCACCUGGCUCUUUUUGUAAGUUGUUCCUUUCAUGGCAACACAAGAGCAAAUGUUCUCAUGAAGUAUUCACAGAAAGUGAAUUAUUCUGAAGGACAUUCUAUAUCUUAGGAAGUUGUGCACAAAAUGUAGAGUUUCUUAAUAAGAUAAUUGCCUGGGGUCCUCACACAACAUCAGAUAUUAGAAACCUGUGAUUGAUUCAUGGUAGUAGAAAUCAAGUUAUUACUAAUCUAAUUAUUGUCCUUGCUGUUACUUUAAGAUGACCACUUGCACAUUUAUUGUUGAUUUUUGUAACACCCAGUAGAGGCUGCUUGGUGCACUCUGGGCGACUUUGGGAUAAACAGAUACCUGAAAUAUCUUGAAGCCUAGUGCUGGGAAACGAGUGGAAAAUGGUUUCUUCUAUUUUUAUGUUGUUCUCCACAUCUUAAAGCAAAUACUCCGUGCAUGGAUGAUCAUAACUAUUGCUGUGCAUUGGCAGUUGUCAGCUGGGAGUGCACAGCUGGAACAGCUGCAUGUGCAAGCCAGGAGCAGCUCAGGUUACUGGGAGUAGCCUGGGGGCUGAAGAGCAAGAUCAUGUCAUGUUGUUAUGUUGAGGGGGAUUGAUGUACCAUAAUGUCAUUUUCUAAAAAUACAGGAUUGUAAAGCUCAAUGGUGGUGUUACUUUUUCCUCCUGAAAUGCUGUUAGUGGGAUAAAGUUGAAACUUCACUUUGCAAUUCACUAGAAUUUCUUUUCAUCAAUAAACUCUGAAGGGUUUGUAUCUGCUGCA
This is a messenger RNA of Passer montanus (Eurasian tree sparrow), 4806 nucleotides long. It is a transcript of the gene VAPB, whose product is annotated as VAMP associated protein B and C. Gene Ontology annotation, cellular component: endoplasmic reticulum membrane; plasma membrane. The record is from RefSeq and is a predicted model, not a curated record. Bases 473 to 1030 code for a protein of 185 amino acids. NCBI's taxonomy places the organism in Eukaryota, Metazoa, Chordata, Aves, Passeriformes, Passeridae. The transcript has 8 exons. Gene Ontology annotation, biological process: endoplasmic reticulum membrane organization. Gene Ontology annotation, molecular function: FFAT motif binding.